Messenger RNA from Ornithorhynchus anatinus (platypus), 8195 nucleotides. It is a transcript of the gene PDE4DIP, whose product is annotated as phosphodiesterase 4D interacting protein. The record is from RefSeq and is a predicted model, not a curated record. NCBI's taxonomy places the organism in Eukaryota, Metazoa, Chordata, Mammalia, Monotremata, Ornithorhynchidae.
GAGCCUCACCGGCGAGCGGCCGGCGGAGGAGCCGGGGCAGCCCGGAGUGGGAUCCCGCCCGCCCCCCGGCGGCACCGUCGCAUCGGGAUGAAGGAGUGCUGCCGAAUCUGUGCCCGGGAGCUGUGCGGGAACCAGCGACGCUGGAUCUUCCACACGGCCUCCAAGCUGAACCUGCAGGUGCUGCUGUCCCACGUGCUGGGCCGCGAGCUGAGCCGCGACGGCCGGGCCGAGUUCGCCUGCGCAAAAUGCGCGUUCAUGCUGGACCGCGUCUACCGCUUCGACCACGGUCAUGCGCCCGGCGUCGAGGCCCUGUCCAUCGAGCGCGUGCAGAAGCUCCUGCUGGAGAAGGACCGCCUCAAGGCCUGCAUCGCCGGCCUGUACCGCAGGAAUAACGAGGAGCCGGAGGCCCGGGGGGCCGGCGGGACGGUGGACAUCUCCGGCCUGCCCGACGCCCGCUACGCGGCCCUGUUGAGGGAAGACUUUGCCUAUUCUGGGUACGAGUGCUGGGCCGAGCACGAGGAUCAGCUCCCGGAGCCGCACGGCUGCCAGGCGGCCGCCGAGGGCUCCGGGACGCGGCCCAGGCGCUGCCGCGGCUGUGCCGUCCUCCGUGUGGCCGACUCCGACUACGAAGCCAUCUGCAAGGUGCCCCGCAAGGUGGCCCGCAGCGUCUCCUGCGGGGCCUCUUCCCGCUGGUCGGCCAGCACCUGCACCGAGGAACCAGCCGAGGCGGGGCCCGCGGACUGGCCGAGUGCCCAGGGCCCCGGGGACGGGGAGAGCAUGGAGGAGGGGACCCCGGGCUCCUCCCUGGAGUCCUUGGAAGACCCCGCGGGGGCCAGCCCUCCGCGACACAAGGACGGGGAAGCUGACCGCGGCGGGCCGGAGUUUCCCAAGUGGGACUGCGGGCCGGAGGGGAUGGUGGGGCCGGAGGGGCCGGGGGCCCAGCCCGCGUGCGGCCACCGGCUGGACCUGGCCCUCAGCCUGAUCCGGAGUUGCGGCUACAAGCCGGUGCACAGCCCCCGCGGGAGCAAACUCCCCAUCCCCGUGAAAAUCAGCCCCCCGGGCACCGCGGCCGGCCAGCCGGAGCCGGACGGAGCGAGCCCUGGCUUCGCGGCCCGGGCGGCCGGCAAGUCCCCGUCGAGGCCCAGCCUGGGCUUCCCCCUCGACCUGUCUGACCUGCUGGAGCUGUGGGAGGAGCUGUGGGAGGAGUACUUGCCCCUCCACAUCCAGCCCGCGGCCGAAGAGCACCCCCUACUCCAGGACCUGAAUCUGUCCGCGGUUACCGCAGUGCCCGCGUCGGGGGAGGAUGAAACCGGUCCACUCUUGGCUGAGCUUGAGGAGAAAAUCCAGCAGACAGAGGCCACUAAUGAGGUUUUGCAGCGGAAGCUGAGGGACGUGAGCUCGGAGCUGGAGUCUGUCCUGGAGGUGUCCCGGAGGCAAGAUCGAACGAUCCAGAGCCUCGAGGAGGCCUUGAAGAGCCGGGAGAGUGAGGUGGAGGAGCUGCACCAUGUGAUCGAAGGUCAGAAUGAGGCCGUGGCCAAGCUUCAAGGCCCGCUGGACCGAAGCCAGCUUGGGCAGCUCCAGGUGACGGAGGCCUCCACCCCGGCGCAGCUGCAGGCGGCCCUGCUGGAGCUGCAGAACGCGCUAGCGUGCAGCCAGCUGGAGGUGCAGACCCUGCAGAGGGCAGCCCGGCGGGGAGAGCGCCAGCUGGCUGAAGCUGGACGGCGUGGGCAGCUGGCAGAAGCUGAGGCGAGGGAAGGGCAGCAGCAGCAGGAAGCCACACGGAGGCACAACCAGGAAUUGCACGGCAUCCUGCAGCGGCUGCGGGGGGAGCUGCAGCAGAAGACCCAGCAGCUGCGCGCACUGGAGAGCGAGAAAGACAGUGAGAUCCGGGCCCGGGAUCAGAGCAUUCAACACCUCACGCUCAGCCUGAGGCAGAAGGAACAGCUACUGCAGGAGUACCGGGAGCUGCAGCAGCUGCAACGGCAGCAGAGCAAUGGUGAGGGAGCCCCCGAGGCCCGGGACCUGCUGACUGAGAAGCUGCGGCAGCGAAUCCUCGACCGUGAUGUGGCCCUGGAGCGGGCAGUGGAUGAGAAGUUCACUGCCGUGGAAGAGAAGGAGCGGGAGCUGGGCCAGCUGCGGCUGGCACUGCGGGAGCGAGACCGAGACGUGGAAAGGCUGUGCAGUGUCCUGUCCAGCAACGAAGCCACCAUGCAGAGUCUGGAGAGCCUCCUGCAGGCCAAGGGGCUGGAGGCGGAGCAGCUGUCCACCUGCUGCCAAAAUCUGCAGUGGCUCCGGAGCGAAGGGGAGGCCGCGUUCGGCCGCUGGCGGGAGGAGCAGACGGCCUUGGUCCAGCAGCUCCAGACGUCCCUGCACCAGCGCAACCAAGAGCUGGAGGAUCUGGGUGCCAGGCUGCUCCAUGAGCUAGGCGCCAGUCUGCCAGCCGAGGAACUCUGCCUGCGCCUGCAAUGGAAGGAGAAGCUGCUGCAGGACGUGCUGGCCGACCGCACCAAGCAGUCGGAGGAGCACGGGGCCGAACUCCAGGCCCUGCUUCAGGCCACGAGCACCCGGGAGCAGGAGAGCCAGGCCGUGGCAAAGAGGAUGGUGCAGGCGCUGGUGGAACGGAGCGCGGAGGUCCAGGCCCUGCGCCAGCACCUGGGAAGGAAGGAGCAGGGACUGGCCCACUUGCCCGCUCAGAGCCAGGCCGCCGUUGCCACCCCCGUCGAUCUCGGGGACACCCAACUGCCCAGCCCAGGAGGAACAGUGCCGGCGCCAGGAGACCCCAGCGGUGGCUUCCGAGCCGGGACUGCUUUGGAGCCCGGCAACGUUUCCAGAGUCCAACCAGGAGCCGCAGAGACAGCCUCAGAGCUGGAGAAGGAGCUGGUUACUGCCAGAGAAGAGCUGGGGCUCCUGGCAAGAAAAGAAAGAGAAAGUCGGAGAGAGCUGUCCACGCUCCAGGCUGUCGUGGCCCAACAGGAGGCUGCGCUCCAGGCCCAGGCUGCGGACGUGGAGACAUUGACAAGGAGCGUGCAGAUCAAGGAGGACUUCAUCAAGGACCUGCAGGUGCAGCUGGUGGACCCGGAAGAGAUGCCGGCGGUGGAGCGCCUGAGCCAGGAAGUGCUGCUGCUGCGGGAGAAGGUGGCCUUGGCGCAGGCCCCGGAAUCAGGGGCUCCUGGGCGCCAGAGAGAGCAGCUGCUGCAGGCGCUGGACGAGCUGCUGGAGGAACGCAGACGGCUGAACGAAGCGCUGGAGGCCGAGCGGCAGCUCUACGGCAGCCUAGUGCGGGCCCACGCUCAGCCCGAUGGGCUGGAGCGGAGCCUGCAGGCGGAGCUGGCCGGAGCGCAGGCGCUGCGGGGGCGGCUGGAGGAGGCGCUGGGGCGGAGCGUGGAGCGUCUGUGUGCGCUAGAGACCCUGGCCACCAUCGGAGGGCCGGGGGGCGAGGACCGCGAGGACACCAGCACCGAAUUCACCGACAGCAUCGAGGAGGAGGCCGCUGCCGUGGCCGACAGCGUCCAGCGGCCGCACGUCCGAGGGGCGAUGGAGCACAGCCCAGGGAGCCCGGCCCCUGCCCUGCCCGGCGGGGAGGGGGGCCAGCAGGCAGAGCUGCUCAGAGUGAGUGCCGAGGCCCAGCAGCACCUGGAGCAGAGGCAGAAGGCGGAAGGGGAGCUGCGGGACCUGAAGGCCCAGAUCCAGGAAGCUGGAUUCUGCUCCGUGACCCACAUCAGGAACACUCUGCUGAGCCUGUGUUUGGAGAACGCUGAGCUGAAGGAGCGGAUGGGUGGCGCAGCCACGGAAGCUUCGUGGGAGAACGAGGAAGGGCGGGAGAAGAAGGAGGAGGCCAAGGGGUCCAAGGGGCCCGGAAGCAGUGCCGGCCCGCGGGCCGAGGUGGCGAAGCUGUGCGGCGAGCUGAAGAACGCAGAUGCCAUCGUCCGACUCCUCAAUUGCGAGGCGGGCCAGGGCCUGUUCGACCCGCAGGUCAUCGUCCGUCUGGCCGAGGAGGUGGACCGGCUGAAGGCCGAGGCGGCCCGGGCCCCCAGGAAGGGGGUGGAGGAGGCCGGGGAUACGGGACCCCGUCCACGCCUCGACGCUCCCACCCAGGGGGAACCGGGCCCCCCUGGGCCAGCCCAGCAGCUUCGGUCCCGGCUGGCGCAAUGGGAGCGCCGCUACCAAGAGCUCCAGGCCAAGCUGGUGGCAUCGGAGGCCACCGUCCGUGCCCAGGCCAGCCAGCUGGCACGGUGCGGCGCCCUGAUCCGGGAGCCGUCGGUGAGGCAGCACAGCAAACAGGUGCAGGUGGAUCUGCAGGACUUGGGCUACGAGACGUGCGGCCGGAGCGAGAACGAGGCCGAGCGGGAGGGCACCACCAGCCCCGAGUGCGAGGAAAACGAUGUCUUCAGCGACGCCCGGUUGGCGGAACUUCUGGCCGCCCCGUCCAGUCUCCCGGGCCCGGUCAGCUCCCCGCCCAAGAAGCUGCCGGAGGAGGAAGAGGAGGUGGAGGAGGGGGAGGUCCAGCGGCACGUCCAGCACCUGAAAGCCCGGCUGCGGAACCCGGACCCGGUCACCCAGGGCCCGCAGCGCCGCGGACGCUCCUGCUCCGCCACCAGCGACUACGCGUCCAGCCUGGAGCGGCCGCGCAAACUCAAGUUGCCCAGCGGGGACCCCGUGCCCUCGCCGCCCCGCAGCCUCACCGACGAGGAGGAGGAGGAGGAGGAGGAGGAGGGAGAGGAGGAGGAGGAGGAGGACUGGCUGUCGGACGGCGCGGGGACCUUCUGCCCCCCGGGGGUCCGGUCCCGGGCCGAUCUGGAGAGGCUGGUCCGGAGGGUCAGCCUGCUGGAGACCCAGCUGACCAGGCCGCAGCCGGCGGAAGAGACGAGAUCGGCGGCGUGGUCGGGGAAAUACGACUCCCUGAUCCAGGCCCAGGCCCGGGAGCUGUCCCUGCUGCGGCAGAAGUCCCGGGAAGGCCGCGGGCUGGGCCACCUCCUCGCCCAGCACCUGGCCAGCGCCGUCAAAGCCUUCGAAGAUCUCCUGCGCAGCGCGGACAUCGACUACUUCCUAGGGCGGAGUUUUCGCGAGCAGCUGAUCCGGGGCCACCAGUUGGCCGAGAGGCUGGCCAGCAAGCUGAGCCCCCGAGGCGGCUCGCUCCUGGACGACCCACCUGGACGCGAUUUCUUGGCUCACAGCAGGCUCCAGGAGGAGCUCCAGGAGAAGGAGCGGGUCAUCGAGGCCCUCCAGGCCAAACUGGACGCCCGCUCCCUGACCCCGUCCAGCUGCCGCUCCCUCUCGGACUCCCAGCGCUCCCCCAGCGUGGCCUCCUUCGUGUCCGACGAGCUGGACGCCUGCUCCGACGGGGACGCGGCCAGCGAGGACGCCCGGCGGGAGGAGGACCGGACUGACCGGAAGGACCGGACACGCCCAGCCCGCCCACCCUCCCCCUCCGGGACCCCGAAAGCCGCGAAGGGCAGCCGCGCCACCGCCGUGCCCGCACCCCGGGACCCCCACCACCACAGGAUCCACGAGCCCGCAGGCCUUCGCUUUAAGCCCUUCCCCAAGCCCCCCCAGCUCCCCGCCUCCCCGGCCCCCGGCCCGCCCCCCGCCCUCCUCGGCGGCUGGGGUCCGCCCAGGGUCUGCGUGGCGGAGGCCCAGCAGGAACUGCAGAGGCUGCAGAAGCAGUUGGGAGAACGCGCGGCUGUCGCCGUCCCGGCCGUCCAGCCCGCCCCGUCAGCCGGGCCGCCGUCCACGACCACCGGACUGCGGACCGCCCCGCUCCCUCAACAGCCUCGCCCCUCGGCGGGGCCUUGGGGCGGAGCUCAGCUGCCGGCGCCGCGGCAGGGGAAUAACUGGGGGGCUCUGGGGGUCUGCGGCCCGGCCCCUCGGCCCGCCUUCCUGGGGUUCCCAGGUGACUCGCUGAGCUUCUCCGUCCCCAGCCCGGAGUCGGCGUCGUCUCAAGCCCGGGACAACCGGGUCCUUCGGGAAGAAAACCAGAGACUUCAGGCUCGGCUGGACAACCUUUCCCGAGAGCACGCGGAGCGGCAGGAGGCCCUGCAGGGGGCGCUGCGGGCGUCGGAGGCGCGGCUGCGGGAGGCGGCGGAGCGGGAGCGGCGGCGGGCGGAGCAGCGGCGCCUCCUGGCGGACGCGCGGGAGAAGCAGCGCGAAGUGCAGCGGCUGCGGCAGGAGCGGUUGGCCCUGCGGGACCGGCCCGCACGGCCGCAGCCUGAGCCCCUCCGGGCCGUCGGGACCGACGUGCGGGUCUUCGAGAGGCGCUCCGGAGGCUCCCCGCCGCCGCUACCAGCUUGCAGCGAGGACGGGGCCCCCGGAACCCCUCUGAGCGGAGACCUGACGGGGCUGGUGGCUGAAGUCCGAGCCCUGCGGAGCCAGUUAGAGCACAGCAUUCAGGUGAAUGACUCCCUGCGGCAGCAGCUGGAGCAGAAGCUGGAUGGGAAUUUUGACAAAAUCCACCUCGGCCCCUCCUCCCCCGCCCAGGCCUUCCCGGCCACAGAUCCGGAGAGACCGGCCCAGCUCUUCCCAGACGCCGUCCUUUCUCCUCCCGUGCGGGAUGUUGGCAUGAAUUCCCCAGCUCCCACUUUUCCUGGCUCUGAUGCACAGGCUCCCGGCCUGGAGCCUCGUCCCUCCUCCAGGAAGACAGGGUCAGGCCCGGAUGCUGGCCGGGCCGGGAAGGAAGAUCCCGCGCUGGUCGGGGACUCUGCCCCGGGCACGUGCCCCAGCCUGCAGAGCUGCCACGUGGUGGGGCACGUAGAUCAUUUUGGGGCUCUGCAGCAGCAGCUCCUGGAGGGUCAAGGGCUGGUCCAGGGGAUGGUGAGACUGCUGCAGCCCAGCGCCCGAGGACCUGGCCGGGAAGCCCUGGGCCUUGAGACCCUUGACGGUGCCAGCUUCCGCCAGCUGUGGGGCAGCACUGCCACUCUGGGCCAGAUCCUGGCCGAGGCCACCUCCCUCCUCGCCACUUUCUGGACUGUGGCCGCGUCUCUGUCGGGCCCCCUCAGCCCUGCUCAGGGCCCGCAGGCGGAGGAGUCGGCGGGCGGGGAAAUCUGGGAGCUGAGAGCCAAAGUGUCGGAGCAGGAGAGUCGUCUCCGAACAGCGGCCCAGCGCCUGCACAGCUGCCAGCAGGCUAAACAGAGCUUGGAGCGGCUGGUCGUCAGUCAGCUCACUCAGACUCACGAUGUCUUGAAGAAGGCCAGAUCCAACUUGGAGAAGGACCCUCACAAGAUUUUUCCUGGAAAGUCUCAUCCGUCUUCCAGUCCAGGGGCCGUCCCCCCGAGUCCCGUGACUGCUGUCUUCCAGGAGCCCGGCACCAAGUGGAGUCCCCAGCGCUGUCUGAGGCAGCGGGAGGACUGGGCCUGGCCCUGCCUGACCCAGAUGCCCAACUUCUGAGCUUGGACCCGCCCCUCCAGAGCUGAUGAAGGCAGGGGGAGUUGAGAAGAGGGCAGGAGGGGAAAAGGACUGUAGGGCGACAGAACAGAGUGGGCCCGAGGAGAGAAGUGGAUGGGGACAGGUGGAGUGACUGACCGUCUGGCGAUCCUGCUGCUUGCUUGAGGGCUGGCCCUGUGAGAGUGGCUGUAGCCCAGGGUUCUCCUCUAUAGGCUCAGCCCUAAAUUAGCCAACCCAGAGGGAAAAACCUCCUCUCUAUCCCCUCCCCCGUUAACCCUUCCUUUACUCCCUCCCAGAGUCACAGACCCCGGGGACAUGACGAAACAGAGAAGCCCUGCAGUGCUGCCCCUGGGGAAAUGAAAGCCAGAUUUAGGCCUGCUUUCCCAGAGCAGAGAGCCCGGGCCCCUCCCAUCGCCAAGGAGGAGCCUGCCCGGGCUGGGAGGGAAUCCCACUCAAUCAAUCAGUGGUAUUUCUUGAGCACCUACUGUGUGCAGAGCACUGCACUAAAUGCUACAGUAGUUAGUGAUGGAGUUCCCAGCCUAGCAAGGGAGACCGACACAAGCGGGUUCCCCCCAGACCCCGCCUGGCCCUCGGCUUGUGCAUCUGAGGGCCAGUGUGGGGUCCGAGUCACCAUCCUCCUUCCCGGCCAGAGUGGGACAGGCCCCCUCUUCAUGGGCAGAUGCCUCUGGGGGCUGAGGGACAUGGCUGGGGCGUGCGGCGUGCUGCUGCUUGCAGGAUGUACAUAGACGUUAGGCCCCUAUGUUGGGGAUGCCCCAACCUGGGACGCAGUGUGUACAAAAUAAACGGUUCUCAUCACA